Molecule: messenger RNA, 864 nt
Organism: Candida tropicalis MYA-3404
Lineage: Eukaryota; Fungi; Ascomycota; Pichiomycetes; Serinales; Debaryomycetaceae
Gene: SUI3
Product: translation initiation factor eIF2 subunit beta
Exons: 1
Coding region: 1-864 (287 amino acids)
Biological process (GO): formation of cytoplasmic translation initiation complex; formation of translation preinitiation complex; translational initiation
Cellular component (GO): eukaryotic translation initiation factor 2 complex
Molecular function (GO): translation initiation factor activity; translation initiation factor binding; mRNA binding
Source: RefSeq, a predicted model, not a curated record
AUGUCAGAUUUAGGAUUUGAUACUACAUUAAAGAAGAAGAAGAAAUCAAAGAAGCCAUCUUCUGAGUCCCCUGCUGUCGAUGCAGCUGGCUCAACAGAGUCUACACCACAACCAGCCGAUGCUUCAGUAGAUGAUUUGUUUUCUGGCUUGAAGAAAAAGAAGAAAUCAAGCUCAUCUAAAAAGUCAGUUGAAAAAUCUGAAUCUCCAUCUGUAGACGAAGAUUUGAGUUCAUCAUUAGGUGAUUUGUCAUUGAAAAAGAAAAAGAAGAAGUCAACCAAGAGUUUGGGUGUCGAUGAAUUUGAACAACAAUUAGAAGAAGCUGGUGUUGAAGAAAAUACAGACAAUGGCAGUGCUAGUAAUGGCACCAAAGAUCAAUCCACAAUUGGUUUGUCUUAUCCGGAUUUAUUAUCUCGUUUCUUUACUAUUUUGAAAACCAACAACCCAGAAUUGGCUGGUGAUAGAUCAGGUCCAAAAUUCCGUAUUCCACCUCCAGUAGUUCAAAGAGAAGGUUCCAAGAAGACCAUGUUUGCCAAUGUUCAAGAAAUUGCUUUAGUUUUACAAAGAAGUCCAGAACAUUUAAUUCAAUAUUUAUUUGCUGAAUUGGGUACCACUGGUUCCAUAGAUGGUGAAAAGAGAUUGAUUUUGAAAGGUAAGUUCCAACCAAAACAAAUGGAAUCAGUUUUGAGAAGAUACAUCAUUGAAUAUGUCACAUGUAAGACUUGUAAGAGUAUGAAUACCGAGUUGAAGAGAGAAAGUGCCAACCGUUUGCACUUCUUGAGUUGUAAGGCUUGUGGUUCUACCAGAUCCGUAUCUUCCAUCAAGACCGGGUUCCAAGCCCAAAUUGGGAAAAGAAAGAAAUUCUAA